Molecule: messenger RNA, 5371 nt
Organism: Strongylocentrotus purpuratus (purple sea urchin)
Lineage: Eukaryota; Metazoa; Echinodermata; Echinoidea; Camarodonta; Strongylocentrotidae
Exons: 5
Coding region: 182-2467 (761 amino acids)
Biological process (GO): positive regulation of proteasomal ubiquitin-dependent protein catabolic process; protein polyubiquitination; norepinephrine metabolic process
Cellular component (GO): endoplasmic reticulum membrane
Molecular function (GO): ubiquitin protein ligase activity; ubiquitin conjugating enzyme binding; metal ion binding
Source: RefSeq, a predicted model, not a curated record
AUUGUCAGAGAUCGAGAGCAAAAAAACAACAAAUCUAGACCCACACCACCGCGCCGUCUGUCUUUUGGCUCUCUCUUUUGGCUCUGACUAGAGCAGAAAAUACAAGUUUCAUCAGUGUUAGCUCUUAUUCAAUGGCACAAACUGUCUUCUCUUCUUGAUUUGCCUUGUGCAUGAAGGCAUCAUGGACAGGACAGGGGAGAGGGUGACAUACAGGUGUAGACUUUGUAGACAGCAGUUGUUUGAUAGCUCUUGUGUCCUCAAUACAAGCACCUAUCAUCACCAGGACGCAGUUAGCUCUGUACCAGAAUGUCUACUGGGCCAGUCAGCCGCAGCCUCUCCGACAUGGUCUCUAGCCAGCAGCAUGCAGGGCUCGGCCAAGAGCUUCAAUGCACUCCUCACCCAAGGGAAGACAGGUGGGUCGUCUAAUGGUGUACUUGCUCCAUAUGGCCCGGUCUUAGCCGGACCCAACCCACUAUGGUUCAUCAAGGAAGACUCAACGCCUCCUUGGGUUCAGAGAACAUUGGAUAAGUUCCAGUGGAAAAAGGGAAAGCUGUCGUGCCCUAAAUGUCAUGGUCGUCUCGGUUCAUUUGACUUUGUCACACCCUACAAGCUACAAGACAGCAGUAAAAAAGUAUCUCACAUUCACGUCAUGAGGAGUCGAGUGGAUUGUGAGUCUUCCUCACCCGUUGUUGCCAGGAUUCGUCCCAUGCCUCAAAACCCACGAGAUGUUAGCCAGAGCAACGACCCUGAUGAAACAACUUCUUCAGCACAGAUAGAAAUAUCAGUAGGAGGAGCAGAGAGUCUCCCGCAUCCAUCAGACAAUGAUUCAGCCAUCCCUGUCACUUCAGCAUCUCUCUUGCCUUUGCUAACAGACCAAACCUCAAGACAAUUCUUGCCAGAAACAUUCUCCUCAGCAUCAGACGAAGAGAUUUUGUCAAACCUACCCGUCUCAGCCAACUACCAAAGAGCUGUGUCUUUAUCCCAGCCUUUGGAACAGCAGAUACACCAUGUCACCUGCCGCACAACAAGUUCAUCAGCAGAACAACCCCGUCAACCCUCAUCUUCUAAUUGUAGAAUAGGAAGACCUACUGCAGGAUCAUUACAAAACAUUUUCAGUUUGCAGUCAGGUGAUCUUGAUGGUGUCCGCUGUAGGGUAAACAGAGGAACUGUUCCUGUUGAUAAGUAUGUUCCAUUUGGAAUAGAUAGCGGACAUGCAAGAAAUGAUUCUGAUGCAACAAUGAAAAAUUCACCCAAAGAGAGAAGUGUUGCCUAUGUUGCAGGCACUAACAGACUAAACAAUAGAGUGGCUCAAAACCUCUUGACAGCAUCCCAACCCAGUACAUCCAGUGAUAAUUUUAGUCCUUAUAGAAAUCAAAACCAAAGACACAAUCAGCAAGAGCAGACAUGGCAAUAUGAUAACCAUUCAGACGAGCUUGAUGAUGAUGAUAGCCAUGAUGAAAGAGUGCAAUAUUGCCCAAGUCAGUCAUCUUCAAGUGGCAGUUCUAGUUCUACAAUCGUCUCCAACUCCAGAUCACUUGAUAUUUCUGCCAACAUCUUCAAGAACAGUCCAGCAUUCCUUAGGCCACUCAUUACCAGUACAUUUUCUUCAGAUAGAACCAGGAUUCCUACUCCUUCACCUCCAAGCCUUUACUCACCAGUCCUUCAAUCUUCAGAACAACCUGACAGAACCACACCCACACAGAGAGAAAUGUCUCUUGCCGCCCAAGGCACAUCUGGUAGAGACUCAGAUGAUGAAGAUGAUAUCAUGGUAGCACCACUAAGUGGUGCAAGGCAGAGGAGUCCUAGAGAGCAGAGAAGAGAAAGGAACAGGAAGAAGAAGGAGAGAAGGAAACAGAGGAGGUACGAGAGAUGGUUGGAAAGACAGACACUUGGAGCUGAGGAAGAAUCAGCCAUUCAGGACAUCAGUGCAGCAGGCCUGUACUCACUGCUUGGACCACGUUGUGCUGGUAGCUCACUGCGGGAGGUCACCACAUGCUCGGUGUGUCUGGAUAUCUACUACCAGCCCCACACUUGCUUCCCGUGUGAACAUAUCUUCUGUGAGCCCUGCCUGCGUCAGGUGACACGCUUCCACCCGGUGGUCACCCCCUGUCCACUUUGCCGGACUACCAUCAGGAACGUUAAGCUGCAUGAUCAACUGACAUCCGCUGUGAAACAGCUCUUCCCUCGCCAAUUUGAGAACCGGCACCAGAUGGAACGUCGUACUCUGAACCGCUCCUUCCCUCUACCGGGCAACUCCAACCUUCCUCCGUGGUACCGUAUGGGUUACCAGAACAACCGCAACCAGGUGGACUUCCUCGCGUCCCGUCGCAAUCCUGGCUAUGUGCAUGACUGGGGUAUGCGCUAUCUCCAGGGUAUUGUGUGGAGGGUUGUUGCGUCAACUGCGGUGCUGCUUAUUGUGUCUGGUAUUUCAGUCGGAUUCUUACAUUUUAUGUUUGAUUUUUCAUAGGAGAAACAAUUUUUGUGCAUAUUGUACCCUCAUGUUGAGGCGUAGGUUGAUGUAAUCAAUAUGCAAGUAAGUUUGAGUUCAUAUUGUGUUUGUGACAGCACCAAAUCAUUUAUGUAUUUGUGACGUGUCCGAGAGGAUUAAAAUCUUAUAAAGGUCUUUGGUUAUUGCAAAUGUAUGAUGUAGACUUAAAAGCCUUUAGUUAAUAUGAAAUUUUUGUCAUUUAAGUGCAGAAUGAAAUGUGAUAGACCCGCAGUAAAGGCUUUUUAAAAGUAAGUUACUUUUUUAUAGGUCCAGGGGCCCGUUUCAUAAAACUUUUGACUUAUGACAUUAACAAAUUUGAUAUCUCUAACAAAUCUAAUUGUGACUAUGGCAAUAUCAAAGAUGCCAACCUUUAGCUCUUGUUCUGGCGUUACGGUAAACAACCAAAUGGUUACGGGAAACGAUAAAAAAUAAGUACAUUAUAACGUAUGCCGUCAAUCUACACAUGGCCUCCGUACACAGCUCUGUACGGCGCUGUAUGUCGCACGCAUUCACUCACAAGUUCACUGAAUUUAACUACAUUGGAUGGUCACUUUCGCUCGCUACACGCUUAUUGUGCACUUAGUCUAUGAUGCCACCAGCAGACCGUCCGCCGCCAUCUUGUUUAAUUCCGAAACAACGCUGCCGCCAUUAUUAUUGUUUUAAUACUAGUAUUCUUUGAGCGGUUGUGUGUUUUGGGGGAGCAUGAUGGUGGAUGAUCGUGUGCGCGGCGCCUGCAAUCUUUACCCAAUCUUGACCAUUGAAAGGAUUUAUGAUAAGGCGAGAUCUCCACAGAUGAGAUCUGCAGCAUGGUCUUACUUUGAUACAUUGUAAUCUUCUGCGUUGGCCUCAUCAGUCUCUCCUUCUCUCCAAUAAGCUAUUCGGUAAGUCCCACUUCUUUUUAACUCCUCAAACUUUCCAUAGUAUAAAGUCCUUUGUUGCGCCUCGCACUCGGGAGAAGUUUGUAUAGAAGGCCAAGAAUGUGAAGUUCAAACUUGGCAACAGGACAUGAAAAGUCAUGCAGUAAUGCACUCUGCAAGCCAGAGGUCUGUCGAUGUUUAAAUCAACAUUAGGUCUAUAUGGGAAGGGAGGGGUUUGUGGCUGUUGGGGGUACCGGUAGAAGGUGGAGGGUGGGUAGGUCUUGGUGGGGCUGUAGGCCUUUGUGGGGUCGCCGUUGCUGCUGUCCAUUGUUGUGGGCAUUCGCUAGCAAAUCGCAAUUAUAGCAUUGAUUAUGUCUAGGAGGGCCUCUAUUUGAACGGGGACUAUUUUGCCUUAGGUUGUAGUUACUCUGCCUCCCUGUUUUCUAUAUUUUGGAGUUGCUUCUCCAAUUCUUUUACCUUGCUUUUGUGGUACUCGAAUAAGCCUGGGCCCUGAAUUGGUUGCUAGGGGGUCUACUUUUGGGAGUUGGUGUGGGGGAGGAGUGAAAUUUGUCAAAGUCUUCAGCUUCUUGUUCUGCUGCCCUCCCUUGUCUUCAUUAAUUCAUCAAAGUCCAAUAGUGUUUCAUACUUAUGGCGAAUUGCAUGUUUCACCUUAUCAUUGGUUAAACCCUUCCAAAAUACGACACGGAGGGUCUCUUCUCGCGCUGUCGGGGAAAUACCCCUUCUCUGUUCGGCUUUGUGGAUUGCUAAUUGGAGUCUUCCACUAUAGAAAGCAAUCGAUUCCAGGGGUCCUUGUUUAGCCCCAUACAAUUGUUGAAGUAAGACUGCCCCAGACUCUACAGUGCCAUACAGGCCUUCCAACUUAUCCACAAUGUCAGUCACUGUGGCCCUAGCCUCCAUGUGUAUUUCAAUUUGGCCCACUUCACCCCUGAGUGAGUGCCUAACCAUGAGGCCGGGUGCUUCUUCAUUGUAAUUUUUGUCAUGUGACAAGCAUUCUACUUUGUAUUUCCAGAUUUCAAAGGGAACCUCCCCUCCUUUAAUUUUGGUAUCCCCAGAGAACAGAGAUAGUUUCUCCGGAGUUUGUAGGACUACUUGUGUAUUCAUAUCCUGAACUAUGCGCUUUUACUCCUGUAUUGAGCACUAGAGCUGAUCUCAGUACUUCUUUUAUACUUAGCUCUUUUUCCUCAGCUCUUUUCCCUCACAUGUCUUUCCGUCUAUUGCUAAAGCUUGACCAGCCUCAUGUAUUGAUUUGAAAGUACAAUAUGCCUUGCCUGUGAAUUCUUGGGUAAGAGAACCCUUACCAAAGGCAACAUUCACUAAUUUGAUAUCUUUGAAAAAUUUGCUGAGUUUAUUUUCUCCCCCAUCUACGAGGUUAUCUACACACUGUACACUGUACAGUGACCCUUCAUGGUUGCCAUUCUGUAAUCUUACUUGACUGUACUGAAAUGCAAUGAAACUCAAUAAUAAUGUCACUGGUUGUUCAGCAAACUAAUUUCAAAAUUUGUUUGAAAUCGAAACACAUGCAGUUACUCAACAGAAACAAAUAGACUUAAGGAGUGAGAGGUGCAUUUCCUAAUUUUUUAUAUCUAGUAAUAAUAAUAAUAACUAGAAAUUUAAUUCGCCAUUGAGACAUAUAAUUACGAUUACAAAUCUUACAUUCUGCAUGAUUUUGUCAGAAGCGCUUACAAAUGGCUAUAUGAAUAUCUAUCUACAUAUUAUUUGGAACAGUCAAAUGUUAGCAUAAUUAAUAUAUUGCAAAAUAUCACAAAAGUUGACCUAAUAUGAUACAAACAAAAUUACUUAAAUGACACCUAUCUGUGUUUUUGAUGACAAAAAGAUUUCAAUAAUAAUGAAAAACAAAACAAUUAUGAAGUAUGAUGUAUAUAGCUUUUGCACAAAAUACACCUGAUCACACAAUAUGAUACAAACAAAAUUACUUAAAUGACACCUAUCUGUGUUUUUGAUGACAAACAGAUUUAAUUAAGAAUGAAAAACAAAACAAUUAUGA